This is a messenger RNA of Entelurus aequoreus (snake pipefish), 2465 nucleotides long. RefSeq names its product calcium-responsive transactivator-like. Lineage: Eukaryota; Metazoa; Chordata; Actinopteri; Syngnathiformes; Syngnathidae. The transcript is spliced from 11 exons. Gene Ontology annotation, molecular function: transcription coactivator activity. Gene Ontology annotation, biological process: positive regulation of dendrite morphogenesis; positive regulation of transcription by RNA polymerase II. The record is from RefSeq and is a predicted model, not a curated record. The coding region runs from base 210 to 1409 and encodes 399 amino acids. Gene Ontology annotation, cellular component: nucleus.
UCAUACGCUUAAUCCAUCUAAAAUUAAUUUAUCUUGUAUCGCAUUGCAAUAUUUGAAUGUUUUAAAGUUAUAUUUCCAAGCUGAGAGACGCCUGCAUUGUUUAACAUCCCCAUGACUUGAUAGCGGUCUAACUAUACCCAAAUAGAGGACUUCGAUAAGACAUUUUUGACAUAUAAAAGAGCGCAUUUUACUACCCAUGUUAUGAUAAAAUGUCGAUGGCGUUUUCUUCGGUGCGUCCCAGGAAUAAAGCAGAGUUGACACAGCAAGCGAUCCAGAAGAUGCUGGAUGAAAACCAUCAUUUGAUACAAUGUAUCAUGGAUUACCAAAGUAAAGGCAAGGUGGCUGAAUGCACACAAUAUCAACAGAUACUGCACAGAAAUCUGGUUUACCUGGCGACAAUAGCAGAUUCCAAUCAGAAUAUGCAGUCCUUACUACCUGCUCCUCCCACUUCAAAUAUGUCCAUGGGCCCUGCAGGAAUGAGUGGGGGACACGCACAAGGCAAUCUUAAUGACAACAUGGGACAAUCAGCAAUGAUGCAGGGUCAAAUGAGCAAUGGCCAAAGUCACGCCCCCAUGCAGCACAAGUCUGGUCAUGUGCACCCGAAUUUUCCUUCCGCUUCCCUCAAUCUGCCUGUCAGCAACUACAAUAGUUUGGCCUUAGCCUCCAGCUACAACCUUGCUGUGCCCUCAUCUCAGGGCAACAUGAUUCUUGCGCCUGGCUACGGCUCUUCCUUUUUUUUCUCCCACAGCAAUCUCAACAUGCAGUCCAGCCAAGGUGAACCAGUCUCCCUGCUACAUCAACAAACUACAACAGCACAUUACUCCUCAGCACAGCCUGGAAGCCAACAGUAUCAGGGCAUGAUGGUUCAAGGCAAUCAAGGAAGCAGUAUGUCCCAGAAGUCCAUGGGAUCUUACCGCUCUUCACAACAAGGAUCUGCACAGCAGUACUUGGGACAGAACGAAUUCUACGGAGAGCAGUAUGGACACACUCAGAGCUCCAGCGAGCCCAUAAACCAGCAGUAUUACCCUGAUGGUCAUGGUGAAUACUCAUAUCAGCAGCCAUCAUACGGUGAGCAGAGCUACGAGAGAUCCUUGGAUGAGUCUUCACAGCAUUACUACGAAGGAGGAAACCCGCAGUUCAGUCAGCAGCAGUCUAAAUAUCAGCAGGCUUCUGGUCAGCAGCCUUUCAGCCAGCAGCAGUACUCUUCUCAGCAAGGCUAUAGUGGGCAGCCACAGGGAUACGGACCUGGCCAGGGUGGAUCCUCAGAGUAUUCUCAAUAUCAACAAUGUCAAAGCCAACAGUACGGGUCUUACCGCUCUUCCCAAGGAGGACUAGGAUCACAGACGCAGAGGCCCUUUAACUAUGAACAGCAGAGGGGAGGAGCUCCUCUCCCUCUGGAUGAGAGCUAGACUUGAUGUCCAAAUCAGUACAUCCAGCUCGCCUUGACGUCAUCUUGUAGCAACUGCCAAACCCUGCGAAAAAGAAGCAUCCAAAACCGUGUGCAAGAUAAUGCCUAUAUUGCAUGAACUUUAUGAUUUAAUGCUUCGACAUUGUUUAACACAAGUAUUCAACUUUGUAACAACAUGCAUAAGUCAGAAAAUACUAAUUUAAUCGUAGGUCUCAUUUAACUACAUGGGAGAAUAGGGCCCAUCAAGUAUAACCACAUACUGUAGAAUUUGAUACAGACUGAAUGACCAUGUUGACUCAGAGUAAGUGGGACAGUAUCUAAACUCACUAAACUCAUCUUCGUUGACAUUUUUCAUAUUACAGGGUCAGUUCGGAAGUUAUCAACAAUAAGAUACACUUUGGUUUCCUGAUCGAUGGAUGGAAGUAAGAAGGCAGCUCCAGUCGGAGUUUGGUUGAAAAGUGACAUCUGAUACAUUUCAUUUAAUAAGUUUAAUUAUUUUUCAUUAUUUUAUUUGGUGUUGUUUUAUGUAUAUGACAAAAAACAGUACUGUUUUCUGUGCUAAUCGGCUCUAGCAACCCCUGGAACCUUUCUAUUUGGGUUUCUUAAAAUAAAUGUAUUUUUGUUUUACUGUUUAUCCGUCCAGGACGAUGCAGUGCACAUUAUUGCAUAUAUUUAACACAGGCAAUGCCAAAAUAUCAUGUGUACAAGUGUUGAAUAUAAGGUUUGUAGCCAAUCAACUAAUUUGCAUGUUUUCAGGUCACUUUGUGUUUUUUUAUUUCGUAUAGCAAAUCAUUCCAAAACUUAGGCCAUAUCCUUAAAAAAUGACUGGCCAAAUUUAAAUAAUUUAGUAAACUGAAUUGAAUUUAUUAGACACUAUGAGCAAUUUGUUUCAUUGUUGCUUUUUCUGCUCUGUAAUUGCCUUUGUACUUGCCUUUACCUUUUACCACUGCAUUUAUUUAUUUUUCUUUAGGAAUAAUUUUUAUUUUCUUCUAAAGAGUCUUUAAAAACAAAGGGACGUCAGCAGUCAAAUGUAUUUCUCACUGAUAAAAACUGAUUG